AACCAAAGAACUUGGAAGCUACUGCUGCCAGAGCAGAUUCCUUCCAUCUACAGCAAUUCAAAGACCUGCGCGAUUCUUCCGACAUGAACUAACCCUCCUAGCGUACGGACCAUUUCCACCACGUUGAGAUCAAGACGCGCAUUCGAGCCAAAGACGCCUUGACAUAAGGACUCCGCGACACCCUUCGAUGCGUUCGGCAAAAGCAGUAAUUUCCGAGAAAUUUGCGCGCCUGGGAUCUCCAACUGCGACGAUGACUUACAGCACCGCCCCCUCUCAGCGGGGCCCAUCACAUACCCUGACCUCGCUCAAGCGCUGGUCAGUCGCGACCAGAGAACUGCCAGCGGUUUCACAAAUUAAGACAAUCCACGUCUAUGACUUCGAUAACACUCUGUUCCUGAGCCCGCUUCCCAACCCACAACUAUGGAACGGCUCAACAAUCGGCUUCCUGCAGGCAUACGAAAGCUUCGCCAACGGCGGGUGGUGGCACGACCCCAACAUCCUCUCUGCUACUGGCAAGGGUAUUGAGAUCGAGGAACCCAGAGCCUGGAAUGGCUGGUGGAACGAACAAAUUCUGCGUUUGGUCAAACUGAGCAUGGACCAAAAGGAUGCACUGACCGUGCUCCUAACGGGUCGAGGUGAAGCGAACUUCGCAUCAAUCAUCAAGCGCAUGGCAGCAAGCCAGAAACUGGAUUUUGAUCUUAUUGGAUUGAAGCCAGAAGUUGGGCCAAACGGUCAACAGUUUGCAACGACAAUGAAAUUCAAGCAGAACUUCCUCGAGGAUCUUCUUUACACUUACGAGCAGGCUGAUGAGAUUCGCGUCUACGAGGAUCGUGUGAAGCAUGUGAAAGGAUUCCGAGAUUUCUUUGGCAGUCUGAACCGGGGGCUCCAAGCUGGAAAUGGCCCAGUUCCUCGGAAACCCUUCAGUGCUGAAGUUAUCCAGGUAACCGAGGGAUGCACAUACCUCGACCCUGUCACAGAAACUGCAGAGGUGCAGAGAAUGAUCAAUGCUCACAAUCUCACUCGGCGCAACCCAUCACUGGCAAAAGUCAAGUCCCAAUACUCUCGCCUGCGUAUCAAACGCACGGUCUUCUACACGGGAUAUCUUAUUUCACAACAAGAUUCGCAGCGCAUAAUCGACGACCUGUUGAGUCCAAUGUUGCAGCAACAUGGAUAUGCCGAGGCAAACGACCUAAAGUACAUGGCUAACAGCAUUCUGAUCACACCACGUCCUGCCACACCGUCUAUUUUGGGCAAGGUUGGAGGAAUGGGAAAGAAAGUAAGCUGGCAAGUGACUGGCUUGGGAGUGUUCGACAAUAAGGUCUUUGCCGCUCAAGUGGCACCCAUUCCGUCAACAGAACCCGUGCACACGGAAAAUCCCUCGCCACUCAUUGUUCUGGCUUGUCGCCGAGGAUCUCGUCCAGCCGAUGCAGGCAGGAUUCACAACUGGCAACCUGUCCCAGCCGGUAUGGCCUUGAAGAUUGACACGGUGAUUGGAGAGAAAGUUGUUUUGCGAGUUGAGGACGAAAACCCGUACGAGGGUGAGUGGGAAAGUCAGUUCGUUAACAAGAACAACAAGAGACGCCACCAACAAGAACGGGACGAGGACAUUCUUUACCCGCACUCAGGUCAUGGCAGCGGUGGCUAUGAGGCCAUGAACCAAGGACAGUCCCAGGGUUAUCACCCAUAUCAACGUCCCUCUGGUGAUAACCGAUAUCCCAAUGAUGAAAACUCACGACGAGGUUCUCACCGAGGUCGCGGUCGUGGAAAUGGCCGAGGCCGAGGCCCUUCUCGAGGAGGUCGUGGGCGUGGUCGGGGGGUCGCGAUGCUGGGUCGAAUCCAUACUACAAGUCUCUUGAUGACCAGGGCAUAGGUGGCUAUGAUGGCCCACAUGACAAAGGUGGAAAUGGAGCCGGCGGUUUCCCUAUGGACUACUGAGGUCCGAGCCGUUUGCAUAUUGGCGUCGGCUUGAUUGAGGGAUGUGCGUGCUCACCUCGUAGGUUUUCGCGAUUCUGUCACUUCUGUUGCAUCGGGUAUGGCGUACAUCGGGUAUGGAGUUGGCAAGUGUGUGGGAAUCGUUGUCUCUCUAGGAGUUCGUCUGUCGUUAUGAACAAACAUACCAUUAUCUUCCAUAGCAG
Messenger RNA from Penicillium subrubescens, 2135 nucleotides. Its product is annotated as rRNA 2'-O-methyltransferase fibrillarin-like protein. The record is from RefSeq and is a predicted model, not a curated record. Gene Ontology annotation, biological process: box C/D sno(s)RNA 3'-end processing; rRNA methylation. NCBI's taxonomy places the organism in Eukaryota, Fungi, Ascomycota, Eurotiomycetes, Eurotiales, Aspergillaceae. Gene Ontology annotation, molecular function: RNA binding; rRNA methyltransferase activity; histone H2AQ104 methyltransferase activity. The coding region runs from base 188 to 1870 and encodes 560 amino acids. The transcript has 5 exons. Gene Ontology annotation, cellular component: small-subunit processome; box C/D methylation guide snoRNP complex.